AUGAGCCCCGGUGACGCAGUCAACAACGCAAAAACUGAGAACCCUGAGAAUACAACCCAGCCCCAGUCAGCUUUUAAAUCAAUGGCGACGUCAGAGAGCAAUACAUUGUACCUCAGCAAGAAAACCUUCAAUAUCCCGUUGCUCAAAGACAAUGGAUCUAACUACACAGCCUGGAAGUUUUGUCAGACAACCGUUCUUUGCCUACACGGAUUACUUACCAUAGCCAACGGCACGGAAAAGAAACCCAAACCACUAACGGGAGCAGACGCGUUGAUUGCAAGUAAGGUUGCUGAACACCAGAAGCUGAUAGAUCGAUGGGACAAGCGUAACAACAAAGCAUUUGCGCAAAUUGCAAUGAAUAUGGACGACGGCGCGAUGGCAGAAGUCAUCAAGACAUUGGGAGCGCAUGAGGCAUGGAAACGCGUGAUCAAACAAUGGGAAGGAAAAGGAAUGCAAUCCCUGUCCUUCCUAUUCCAGCAGCUAAUGAGUACAAAAAUCAAGGAGGAAGAAGACCUUACCACAGCGUUCAAUAACAUACGAUUGCUCACCUCAAAAAUGAAGACUCUAGGCGAACCAAUCAGCAAUCUAAUGCUAGCCCAAGUCUUAAUGAACGCGUUACCUCCAUCUUAUGCAAUCAUUUCCUCUGUAGUCUCCACUUUGAACCAAGGCUCUACCAUCACAUCAGAUAUGGUUAUCAAAGCCGCGUAUGCCAAAGAAAAACGGCGUAAAGCAGGAGUUGGCCUCAAUGCCAUGUUCACGCAAGCCUCAAAGUCAAAUUUGCAAUCAAAAUCCCAGAGUAACGCAAAGGGGAAAGGAAAGGACAAAGGUCCUCCAUGCAAAAACUGUGCAAAAACAGGACAUACCAAGAAAGAAUGCUGGGGAAAGGGAGGCAAUGCAGAAGGAACAGGACCGCAUCAGAAGCAAUGCGCAGCAAAGGAGGCAAAAGAGAAAGCCUCAAACGCAGCACCAAAAAGCAAAUCAGCCAAGGUUGCGUUGACAAACAACGGGAACAAAUCCAAACCCACUUUAUACGCUCUUCCUGCAACCAACAAUUGUUCAUGCGCAAGCUCCUGGCUGCUUGAUUCCGGCGCAUCUCAACACAUGACCCCAAAUUGUCACUGGUUUGCUACAUACCAAUCGCUAUCCAUGCCAAUAAACAUUCAAGUUGGCAAUGGAAACCGUAUCCCAGCCAUUGGCGUAGGCCGCGUUCUUGUAACACUAAAGAAUUGCCAAGGUCUAGAGACCAAAGCUUACAUCAAGUCAGUCCUACACGUACCCAAUCUAAGUGCCAGCCUAUUAUUGGUCAAAGAACUAGUCAACGGCGGCACCAAUGUGAUGUUCAAGCACGGAGGAGCAAUCCUUGUUUUGAAUAAGGGACAGGGGAGAGAAGUUGGCUACGCAUUAAAAAAUGCCAAAAUAACAACUCACAUUGCCCAUGUCAAACCUGAUGAUUGGAACAAAAAAGACAACUCCAAAGCCCUUGGAUUUGCAUACAGUGCCGGGACAGUUGCACAAGCAGACCUGUCAACAUGGCAUUGUUGCCUAGGUCACCUAAACUAUGAAUACGUGUUAGACAUGGUGCAAAAAGGAGCUGCGGACGGAAUGGACAUUAUUGGAAGCCGCAUACCGCCUAAAUCCCCUUGCCCCCCUUGCGUGAAAGGAAAACAGACUCAAAAUCCAUUCCCUACAUUGACAAAUCAUGCUUCAAAACACCUUGAAUUACUUCAUAGCGAUCUGCAUGGGCCCGUAGCCAUCAAAGCAAUAGGUGGCUAUUGA
Rhizoctonia solani is the source of this 1776-nucleotide messenger RNA. Its product is annotated as Copia-like polyprotein/retrotransposon. Gene Ontology annotation, molecular function: zinc ion binding; nucleic acid binding. The record is from RefSeq and is a predicted model, not a curated record. Lineage: Eukaryota; Fungi; Basidiomycota; Agaricomycetes; Cantharellales; Ceratobasidiaceae. The transcript has 2 exons. The coding region runs from base 1 to 1776 and encodes 591 amino acids.